AUGAAAUAUUUAGCACAUUUAGGGUUUAUUUACGUUGCUUUGGUAUUCUUAUUACCAUUCUUUGGAUCUACUGCUCAUGCUGAUGAAGUUGAUAAUUAUGGUACUGUCAUUGGUAUUGAUUUAGGUACUACUUAUUCAUGUGUUGGAGUCAUGAAAAAUGGUAAAGUAGAAAUUUUAGCAAAUGAUCAAGGUAAUAGAAUUACUCCAUCAUACGUUUCAUUUAACAAUGAAGAAAGAUUAGUUGGUGAUGCUGCAAAAAAUCAAGCUGCAUCAAAUGUAAAUAAUACAAUUUUUGAUAUCAAAAGAUUAAUUGGUUUAAAAUAUAAUGACGAAUCUGUUCAAAAAGAAUUAAAACAUUUACCUUAUAAAAUUGAAAAUAAAAAUAAUAAACCAGUUGUAAAAGUUGAAUAUCAAAAUGAAGAAAAAGUUUUUAGUGCUGAAGAAAUUUCUGGUAUGAUUUUAGGUAAAAUGAAAUCAAUUGCUGAAGAGUAUUUAGGAAAGAAGGUUACCCACGCCGUCGUCACUGUUCCAGCUUAUUUUAAUGAUGCACAAAGACAGGCAACUAAAGAUGCUGGUACAAUUGCAGGUUUAAAUGUUUUACGUAUUGUUAAUGAACCAACAGCUGCUGCAAUUGCAUAUGGAUUAGAUAAAGGCGAUAAAGAAAAACAAAUUAUUGUUUAUGAUUUAGGUGGUGGUACUUUUGAUGUUUCUUUAUUAACAAUUGAAGGUGGAGUAUUCGAAGUCUUAGCUACUGCGGGUGAUACACAUUUAGGUGGUGAAGAUUUUGAUUUUAAGAUUGUUAGAUAUUUAGCAAAACAAUUUAAAAAGAAACAUGGUAUUGAUAUUACUUCAAACUCAAAAGCAAUUUCAAAAUUAAAAAGAGAAGCUGAAAAGGCUAAACGUACUUUAUCAUCACAAAUGUCUACAAGAAUUGAAAUUGAUAGUUUUGUUGAUGGUAUUGAUUUUUCAGAAACUUUAUCAAGAGCAAAAUUUGAAGAAUUAAAUUUAAGUUCAUUUAAAAAAACUUUAAAACCAGUUGAAUCUGUUCUUAAAGAUGCAGGUGUAAAGAAAGGCGAUAUCGAUGAUAUUGUCCUUGUUGGGGGUUCAACAAGAAUUCCAAAAGUUGUUGAAUUAUUAGAAGAUUUUUUUGGUAAGAAAGCAUCAAAAGGUAUCAAUCCAGAUGAAGCAGUUGCAUAUGGUGCUGCUGUACAAGCUGGAGUUUUAUCAGGUGAGGAGGGUGUUGAUGACAUCGUCUUGUUGGACGUCAAUCCUUUAACUUUGGGAAUUGAAACCUCAGGCGGUGUUAUGACAACCUUAAUCAAGAGAAAUACUGCCAUUCCUACCAAAAAAUCUCAAAUUUUUUCCACUGCCGUUGAUAACCAACCAACUGUCCUUAUUAAGAUUUUCGAAGGUGAGAGAUCCCUUUCGAAAGAUAAUAACUUAUUAGGAAAGUUUGAGUUAACAGGCAUUCCACCAGCACCAAGAGGUGUACCUCAAAUUGAAGUUACUUUUGCAUUGGAUGCUAAUGGUAUUUUAACUGUUAGUGCUGAAGAGAAACAAAGUGGAAACAAGGAAAAAAUUGAAAUUAAAAAUGAGAAAGGCAGAUUGUCUCCUGAAGAAAUUGAAAGAAUGAUUUCCGAAGCUGAAAAAUAUAAAGAAGCUGAUGAAGAAAUCAAAAACAAAAUUGAAUUACGUAACAAGUUUGAAAAUUUAAUCAGUUUAAUCAAAAGUCAAAUUAGUAAAAAUAAAGAUAAACUUGAUGAUUCAGAAAUUGAAACUAUUGAAGAAGCUAUUGAAGAUGCUAAAGCUGUUAUUAAUGAUGAAUCUUCUUCAUUACAAGAUCUUGAAGAUCAAUAUGAAAAAUUCGUCGAAGCAACUAAUCCAAUCAAUGCUAAACUUUACUCAGGUGGUGCUGAAGGUGGUGCUGAAGGUGGUGCUGAAGGUGGUGCCAAAUUUGGAGAUGAUGAUUCUGAUGAUGAUUUAGAUCACGAUGAAUUAUAG
Messenger RNA from Insectozyma verbasci, 2001 nucleotides. Lineage: Eukaryota; Fungi; Ascomycota; Pichiomycetes; Serinales; Debaryomycetaceae. The record is from the annotation of a GenBank genome assembly.